Clupea harengus (Atlantic herring) is the source of this 1574-nucleotide messenger RNA. It is a transcript of the gene arl15a, whose product is annotated as ADP-ribosylation factor-like 15a. Bases 755 to 1513 code for a protein of 252 amino acids. Gene Ontology annotation, molecular function: GTPase activity; GTP binding. NCBI's taxonomy places the organism in Eukaryota, Metazoa, Chordata, Actinopteri, Clupeiformes, Clupeidae. The transcript is spliced from 4 exons. The record is from RefSeq and is a predicted model, not a curated record.
CUGAUCUGACAUAAAACCGCAGUGUUUCCUGUUUGCUAUGGUUAUCUAGUUGCUAUGCUAGCUCCUAGCUAAGUCCGUCAACAGAAGGAAGCAUUUUUGAAAAUGUAUCUGCGUGCCGCACUGAAUGAGGAGGCGAGCCGCAUGCGGCACGCGGGCCGCCAGUUGCCCAUCCUUGUUCUAUGAUAUAUACAUUAUAUAUCAUUAUAUAUACAGCAGUGGUCUGGAUCGCGGACUGCCUAGCCGGCUGACCAAAGUGCCUGGGACUGCGGACCGGCCAGUCAAAUGUGCUGGUGCGCAGCACUGGCGCCGCCCAGGGAACUCCAUCAUUCUCCAUCGUCGGCUGCAUCGGGGACGACAGCGAGGCGGAGUGCAGAGCUCUGAUGGAGUGUUUUGUGGGGCGGUGUGUCACCGAUCGCCUCCAGCUCAGCAUCGGAAAGACCAAGGAGCUCUUGGUGGACUACCGGCGGAGCGGGGGAGAAGGAGUCCCCCAACUCCUAACUGGAUGGGAAGUUGGCCAGGAGAGAACGCGGAGGAAGCUGGACUGUUUUUAUUUUUUUUAUGUGUAUGUUUGAUUCCCAUUCCUGUCCUAUUCACUUGAUAAAUCUUGCUGCUAUGACACCUGAAUUUCCCUAACGGGAUUAAUAAAAGUUUAUCUUAUUAUAUCUUAUUUCUGUCUUUCAUCCUAUGGUAUAUACAUUUCUGCCUUUCAUCCUAUCUCUAUGGUAUAUACAUUUAUAUCUUUCAUCCUAUCUCUAUGGUUUAUACAUUUCUGCCUUUCAUCCUAUCUCUGUGGUAUACAUUUCUGUCUUUCAUCCUACAUCUAUGGUAUAUACAUUUCUGUGUUUCAUCCUAUCUCUAUGAUAUAUACAUUUCUGCCUCUGUGUCCUCUUUCACUGUGUUCUCCUUGUUUCUCACAUUUGAUCUCAACCCCCCCUGUCGCCAUCAGUGUCUGCAAAAGCUGUGCUGCAAAGGGCCGCCCCCACCCAGACCCGAGUAUGAUGUAGUGUGCAUCGGCCUGACUGGCUCCGGCAAAACCAGCCUGCUGACUCGCCUGUGCAAGGAGAGCAUGGACACCAUCGUGCCCACCACAGGGUUCAGCAUCAAAGCAGUGGCGUUUCAGAAUGCCAUACUGAAUGUGAAGGAACUUGGAGGUUCAGACCAAAUCAAGAAGUACUGGAGCCGCUACUACCAGGGCUCGCAGGGCGUGGUGUUCGUGGUGAACAGCGCGUGCUCGUCUGCCGAGCUGGAGGCGUCGCGGGCGGAGCUCCACUUGGCCCUGCAGCACCCGCAGCUGUGUACGCUGCCCUUCCUCAUCCUCGCCAACCACCAGGACCAGCCCGGCGCGCGGCCCGCGCCCGAGAUAAAGAAGUACUUUGAGCUAGAGCCUCUGGCCCGGGACAAGCGGUGGGUCCUGGCGGGGAGCUCCACGGCAGAUGUGGAGGGUGUGAGAGAGAGCUUUAGCCAGCUCAUCAGCCUGCUGGAGGACAGAGACACUGAGCCAUCCAGGAUAUAAGCCUCACACACACACGCACACACGCACACACAUACACACACACACACACGCACACACACAC